UGAUGUUGUUCAGAAGAUCUUUGAUGCUUUUAAACCCUUGUUUAAGAUCAAAUUCAAGAUUUUUGAUCUAAAGACCAAGAUAUUAUUUUGGAGAUCAGAGAAAAGAAAAUCCAUUAAGUGAUUUAGAUUAGAAGCCUCCACUUACUAAAGAUGAAGUUAAAGAAACUUUAAAAGGUUAAGAGCCUGAAGAAGAGGAAGACAUUUCUAAGAGAUCUAAUGUGCUUCUAUAUUCAUUUGGUGCCAUAGGAUUAAUGUUAGGAUAUGUGUUUAUGCAGAUAACUUAGAUGGGAUAUCAAAAUAAAUCUAAACCUGUAGAAAUGACUGUCAAACAUAAAGGAAAGGCAUAAAUGUAUUUUAGUAAUUCAUUUCAAGAGGUGGACCAUGGAAAUUAUUGACUACAGAUGGAAGAGUUAUGACUGAUUAAGAUUUGAGAGGAUCGUAUUAUAUGAUAUACUUUGGUUUUUGUAAUUGUCCUGAUAUUUGUCCUGCAUCACUUCUUAAACUUUCAAAGGCAUUAUAAAGGAUUAGAUAAUUACCAGAGGGAAAAGUAUAAAUCUAAUUAUUAAAAUAGCUUUUUAAUUUAAAAACAAUAUUUGUUUCAGUUGAUCCUGAUAGAGAUUCAGGAGAAAGAGUUGAAAGAUUUUUAUCUCAUUUUGAUAAAAGUAUAAUAGGAUUAAGAGGAAGAACAAAUGAUGAUCCAGAAUUAAAAGAAGCAAUGAGAAAUUUUAAAAUUUAUGCAUCAAAAAUCAAAUUCUAAUAAGAAGAUGAAAAAACAAAAUAAACAACGGAUGAAUAUACAAUAGAUCAUACAAUUAUAACUUAUUUAAUGGAUAGUGAGAAUAAUUAUGUAACACAUCUUGGAUCAAAUUUGGGUGAAUUUGAUUUGGCUAGAAUAAUUGUAGAAAAGAUUUUAGAAAAUGAGAGAGAAAAAAUGUAAAAUUGAUAU
This is a messenger RNA of Paramecium pentaurelia, 946 nucleotides long. NCBI's taxonomy places the organism in Eukaryota, Ciliophora, Oligohymenophorea, Peniculida, Parameciidae. The record is from the annotation of a GenBank genome assembly.